GGAACCUUCCCAGAAGCUGUGAGGGUUGACUCCUGUAGCUUGUUAGUCUCCCCUCCCUCACUCCCAUCCAAGGUUGUUAGCUUCAUUUCUCUCAUCCUGCUCCUGUGCUUUUGACAGUGAGCCCUCGUCGACACCAAGCCAAGCAGCACCAAUCCAGGAAAUUCGGCAAAGCUGAGGAAGACAGAACUAGAGCAGAGAGGAAGCGGAACAGAACACACUGUAAUGAAGAUGUGAAGUAGGUGGUGAAUAUGAUUUGGACGACACCAUAACUCCAGCCAGCAUGAGCUUAUCUGCUACCAUUGGGGCCAUCAGUGGCUUCAAUGAGUGUGUCACUUUCUGGCAGUGGGCCAGAUCUGCCAUUUCAUCACUGCACUCUCAAUGGAGUGGCUCACAGGAGCAAGAUCUCCAGAGUCGUGUAUUGCAGUUGGAGAGUGGCCUACAAGUUCUGAGGGAUACUCUUCCUGCAAUGCACGACCUCAUUAAUAAAGCAGAAUGGAGCCACGAUGAUGCUGUGGCAAAAAUCCUUCCCAAUCUCAAGGAUGCAGUGUUUGAUGCUGAGGACCUUAUUGAUGAGUUCAGAUGGUAUGAGAAGAAGGUGCAAGCGGAGGGCAAUGCAAGCCAGUCUCCUUCCAUUGACUUCUUUGACACCGUAAUCCAAGAUGGCUUCAACAAACUGGAUGACGUCCAGUUGAGGUUGAGCAGUCUUUCAAGUCAGAUGGAGAGUAUGGGGCUUCGUGGAGUCGCACAACGCUUUGACAAAUUAGUCAGGCCAGAGACCACCUCUUUUCCAAGUGAAACAAAAAUAUUUGGUCGUGACAAGGAGCUGAAGCAAGUAUUAGAAUUUCUCAAUGUGCCUAUAAAUUCAAAACGUAAGAGAGCAACUAGUUCAGUCAAUGCAUCAACAAGCACAGCAGCAAGCAACCAUUUUAAUAGCGAAUCAAGUCUCCCUGUUCUUGUGAUGGAUGGAUUUGGUGGUGUUGGAAAGACUACUUUGGCCCAACAUAUCUGCAGCCAUAAAGGAGUGAGGUCACACUUUAAGAAGAUAAUUUGGAUUUGUGUCUCCGAUGACUUCGAUGUGAAGAGGCUGACUAAAGAGGUCAUACAAUCCUUUACUGGAAAGGAGGCAACGGCUGGUAAUUUGAAUACUCUUCAAGAGAUUCUCUCUAACCAUGUGAACAAUAAAAGGUUAUUAAUAGUCCUUGACGACGUGUGGGAUGAUGCCUUGAAGGAAAAUGGACAGUGUUGGAAAAAGUUUUGUGCACCAUUUAGAAGUGCCCAAGAGGGAAGUGCGAUGUUGGUCACCACUAGAUGUCCAAAUGUUAGGGACGGGGUGCGCACAAUGGAGCCUGUUAGAUUAGAUGGUCUGGAUGAGGACAUAUUUUGGAAUUUCUUCAAAUUGUGUGCGUUUGGAUCUGAGGAAUCUAACAAUGAUCCCGAUUUAGAGGGACUUGGUAGAAGUAUAGUUCCAAAAUUGAAGGGUUCUCCUUUGGCUGCCAAAACUCUCGGACGCAUGUUGAAAGCAAACCCUGAAGUAUCACAUUGGAAAUCUAUACUUGAGAGUGAACUGUGGCGGUUGCAUCAAGAGAAGACUGAGAUUUUACCUGCCCUUCGGUUGAGCUAUAUGUAUUUACCAUUCAAAUUGAAGCGAUGCUUCGCAUUCUGUGCUAUCUACCCCAAGGAUUACAAAUUUGACAAGGAGCAUUUAGCUGAAAUUUGGGCGGCAGAAGGCUUUGUGGAGCCUCAAGGUGGUGUUCCUAUUCACGAUGUUGGCUGUCAGUAUUUUGAAGACCUUGUAGCACGGUCCUUCUUUCAAAAAGUUGGCGGUCAAUACGUAAUCCAUGACUUGCUGCAUGACAUGGCACAAAAAGUUUCAGAGGACGACUGCUUCAUCUUAAGAAAUACGAGUGACUUUGCUAUAGUUCCCCAGAAUGUUCGUCAUCUGUACGUACUCCCUAGCAGUGAAUUUGACCAUUCCAACUUGCCGAGCCUAUGCAACUACACAAAGCUGCGUACCCUAAUCUGCAAAAAGAGUUUAGGAAGAAAAGCAGAUAUUGUAAUGGAAUCCUGGUGUGAUAAACUUCUCCGUAUGCGUGUGAUGUCUUGUGCCUCCGCAGAUAAGUUACCAGAUAAUAUUGGCAACUGGAAGCAUCUUCGGUACCUUGAAAUAUCCAGAGCUUGUUCUUUGAAGAAGAUUCCUUCAACUUUCUGUUGGCUAUAUCAUAUGCAGAUUUUAUAUGCCAAGAAAUGCAAGCUAGAAAUUCCCGGUGACUUUGUGAAGUUGACCAGUUUGCAGAAAUUCGAAGCAAUAGGAUUAACUCUUGAUUCGGCCAAUAAAGAGGGACAAGGAAUUAGGUUAAUAAAGAAUCUGAACCAAAUUCGUGGAUACUUGGUGAUAAAUAAUCUUGCCGCCCUAAGUAAGGAUCAGGCAGCUGAAGCUGAACUGAAAAAUAAGAAAUAUCUUGAUAGGUUGACAUUGAAUAUGCAUUCGCCCUGGGGUUUUGGUAUGCUGCCAACCAUCCUAUCAGCCUCUUGUCAGGCUAAGAACAAAGAAGUGCUUGAAGUUCUACAACCUCCUAUCAGCCUCAAGUCUCUGCUCCUCCAGAAUUAUGGCGACUCCUCACUCCCAAGCUGGUUUCAGCCACCAAACUUGCCAAGUUUAGAAUCACUCACUUUUCAAGGAUGUGAUGGACUCAACAGCAUAAACUUAAAGGAGAUACCCGCAUUCCUGUCUCUCGCAGAUGUAAAAAUUGAAGGGUGCAAAAAUAUUUCAAGCCUCGAAGAUUUUCCUCCAGGCAUCAAGAAAAUAGUGAUUAAAAAUUGCGAGAUGUUAGAAUCAGUACCAACUGAAAAGUGUGGGGAUUUUGAUUUCCUUGAAGAAAUGUCCUUAUUCCGUUGUCCGAAUAUCCGCCUUCAAGGAUUGGUUUCGCAGUCCCUUAAGGAGCUCGUUGUGUGGGAUUCUGGUCUCUUUUGCAAUAUCAACUGCUGCUCCCUCACCGAAUUUAGUGUAUCAAGCAAGUCUAUCACAUCCAUCCAAUUGCAAACGUGGAGUCUUCCAGCACUACGAGAGCUGCGUAUUCAGUCUGAAUCUCUUGCAUCUAUUGGCGGCAUUGGAGCAUUCUCGUCCCUUAAAGUCAUAAAAUUUAGUGAGUGUCGUAAAUUGCCAACCCUUGAUGGCCUGCUAACACAAGAGCAUCUACCCGCUAUUGAGAGAAUUGAAAUCAGAUGUUGUUCGGAGUUAAAGUCCCUGCCAGCUGAAUGGUUUCCCUAUCUGAAACAUCUGGUGGUUGAUGAGUGCACAAGUCUCAAGUGGCAAACAGGUUUUGUGUUGCCAUCAUGCCUACAAAGCCUACGCUUAAAGGAAUGUGGGGAUAUCUCUCCAUGUAUUCCCAGCUGCCUAGAGAACCUCACAUCCCUCGUCUCACUUGAAAUUGAAGGAUUCAAUGGAAUAAAAUCCAUUCCAGGCAACGUUUGGCACAAUUAUCUUGUAUCACUCGAGAAAUUGGUGAUUAAGAAAUGUCAACAUCUAGUUUCAAUUGGUGGAGCAGAGGUGGUUGCAAAUAUCAAGGAGGUGGAGGUCAGGGGGUGUCCAAAGUUAGAGGAAGCGGACCAGAUCAAUAGUACAAGGAGGACAAGAAGGACUAGGUGACAGGCGAUCGAGCUGGAACCAAUGGCUGGACUAGAUGGAAGUUGGAAGACCUGAGGACAACGGGACUAUUCCAUCUGUAAUCCAUAUUACGGUUCUAUUCCAUCAAUCUGUAUGUAAUCCAUAUUUGUGCUGAUAACUAUCAGUUCCCAGUUUGCGCAAUCGUAGCAAAGUUGUUGUAACUUCUGAAACAAUAGUGUAUUAUGUGGGUGUCAUCAGUACUAUUAGGGAGAAGGAUUUGAAUAUGGUAGGGUUUUUGUCCCGGAGAAGGUUUCCCCACCAUAUCCAAGUCUGUUUACACUCCCAAGUUGUGCACCUACCAGACGUUGUAUUUUUAUAUAUAUGCAUUUUGUGUGUUUUGGUUUUGGCGCAUCUUAA
This is a messenger RNA of Triticum aestivum (bread wheat), 4021 nucleotides long. RefSeq names its product putative disease resistance protein RGA1. The transcript is spliced from 4 exons. NCBI's taxonomy places the organism in Eukaryota, Viridiplantae, Streptophyta, Magnoliopsida, Poales, Poaceae. The coding region runs from base 281 to 3646 and encodes 1121 amino acids. Gene Ontology annotation, molecular function: ADP binding. The record is from RefSeq and is a predicted model, not a curated record.